AUGACCGAACGAUCCACCUGGAUCCCCUUUGCACGUGCUACAGCUCUUGGCUGGGUUCCCCUAACAACAACACCACUUCCUCAACUGAACUUAGAGCACGAUGUUCCUCCGAGCAACGAACUGCUCCACCUAAACAUUAGUGGUGUGCGAUUUGAUGUCUACAGAAGCACACUUGAAAAAUUUCCCGACACGUUAUUAGGAUCGAACGAAAAGGAUUACUAUUAUAACGAGGAAACACAAGAAUAUUUUUUCGAUCGUGAUCCAGAUAUUUUUCGUCACAUCUUAAAUUACUAUCGCACCGGUCUCCUUCACUAUCCGAAAAAUGAAUGCGUAUCUGCAUAUGAUGAGGAGCUUUCUUACUUUGGAAUUCUGCCGGACAUAAUGGGUGACUGUUGUUAUGAAGAAUAUCGCGACAGAAAGAGGGAUAUUAGUGAACGCUUAAUGGAUGAUAGGGAGGAUGAAAACACUAUUCUCACACCUUGCAAGACCUUUCGGGAAAAACUUUGGAGGAUUUUCGAAAAUCCUCAAUAUUCCACCUCAGCUCUUGUUGUAUACUACGUAUGCGGAUUUUUCAUCGCGGUUUCAGUCACAGCAAAUAUAAUCGAAACCAUUUCUUGUGGUUUUAACCCUAAAACCGGGCGGUAUCCUUCGUGUGGUGAAAGAUAUAGUCAAGGUUUUUUUUGCCUUGAUACAGCCUGUGUUUUAAUAUUUACAAUAGAAUAUUUGGCUCGAUUAUACGCUGCUCCGGAUAGACUCAAAUUUGUACGAUCAGUGAUGGCGUUAAUAGAUGUCAUCGCCAUUUUUCCCUACUACGUUGGACUGGGAUUACCAGAGAACAAAAACCUUUCUGGGGCUUUCGUAACACUACGGGUGUUUCGAGUUUUUCGGAUAUUCAAAUUUUCACGCCACAGUCAGGGCCUCCGUAUAUUGGGAUACACGCUAAAAUCCUGCGCGUCUGAACUCGGGUUUCUGCUCUUCAGUCUCGCAAUGGCUCUGAUUAUCUUUGCAACUGUGAUUUAUUACCUCGAGAAAACGGAUGUUGACACCCGUUUUACAAGUAUUCCGGCAGCAUUCUGGUACAUUAUUGUCACAAUGACAACCCUGGGGUGA
This is a messenger RNA of Echinococcus granulosus, 1110 nucleotides long. Its product is annotated as Potassium voltage-gated channel protein Shal. NCBI's taxonomy places the organism in Eukaryota, Metazoa, Platyhelminthes, Cestoda, Cyclophyllidea, Taeniidae. The record is from RefSeq and is a predicted model, not a curated record. The transcript has a single exon. Gene Ontology annotation, molecular function: A-type (transient outward) potassium channel activity; protein binding. Gene Ontology annotation, biological process: protein homooligomerization; potassium ion transmembrane transport. Bases 1 to 1110 code for a protein of 369 amino acids. Gene Ontology annotation, cellular component: voltage-gated potassium channel complex; membrane.